CAGCAGAAGCGUGUGGCCUUCGUGGAAGCUGCUAAAAAUAUUAAUAAUUGCUGCUAAUCUAAUAAGAGUCCACUGGUAAGCGCCUUCGAUUGUAGAUAUAUUCUUUCAUUGCAUCCACUGGAUGCAGCGAAACGGAAUACGGCCAUACCUGGAUAAAGUGAAAUCAUCAUCGCCAGCGCUAGCUCACCUUGUCUCUGACGUACAUAGUUGUCUAACCAGUGUUUAAUCAUAGCUAAUUAGCGACAACGUCACACAAUGCCCGCGUCAACAUCUGUUAUUGCCGACUUGUGCAUAUAUCUACUGACCUGGAAUGUGGGCACCCACUCGCCAAAGGACCUGUCGCUGACAUCCAUGUUGGAGCUAAAUGGCACUACCAGCUGUCCACAGAACAAGCUGCCCGACAUUUAUGUGGUUGGCAUGCAAGAGGUGAGCACAAAUCAGGUACUGAACAUCUUUCAGGAUGAUCCCUGGGUGCUGAAAUUGGCCGGUGCGUUAAGCGAAUAUGAGUACGUUAAGGUAGAGUCGAAGCAGCUGCAGGGCAUCCUCAUUACCAUGUUCGCCCAGCACAAGCACAUACCGCACAUGAAGGACAUCGAGACAGAUGAGACGCGCACCGGUUGGGGCGGGGUGUGGGGCAAUAAAGGAGCCGUGAGCAUACGACUUAGUCUAUACGGCACGGGUGCCGUAUUUGUUUGUUCCCACUUGGCAGCACAUGAUGCCAAGCUGAAGGAACGCAUAGAGGACUACCACCAGAUUGUGGACAACCACAAGUAUCAUGUGAAAGGCUACCCCCGCAUCUUUGAUCACGACUUUGUGUUCUGGCUUGGCGACCUGAACUUCCGCUUGUCGGGCGAGAUGUCCGCCUGGGAUAUACGCAACGCUGUGGAGAAUGAAAAUUAUGAUGAGCUGCUGAAGCUAGACCAGUUGACGCUGCUCCGUGAGACGGGCAACGCGUUUAGCUUGCUGGAGGAGCAACUGCCCAAAUUUGCGCCCACUUUCAAAUUCCAUGAAGGCGGCAACGAAUACAAUCUGAAGCGACGCCCGGCUUGGUGUGACCGCAUAUUGCAUCGCGUGCAGGCGAACAGUUAUCCGUCCAUUAUACUGAGCGCCCAACAAUUGUCUUAUCAGUCGAAAAUGGACUAUACGCUCUCCGACCACAAGCCCGUGACCGCGACUUUUAGCUAUAAAAUCGAAACACACAAUUUGUCUUAUACGGAUGAGGAGCUGCAUGAGAUGACGCACGGGGCGGGCAGCACAAUGUCAAAUCCAUUUAAAGCCGAACUAGAAAGUUUUCAGUGAUAAAUCGAAUCAAGUGUUCCCG
Molecule: messenger RNA, 1321 nt
Organism: Drosophila arizonae
Lineage: Eukaryota; Metazoa; Arthropoda; Insecta; Diptera; Drosophilidae
Product: phosphatidylinositol 4,5-bisphosphate 5-phosphatase A
Biological process (GO): phosphatidylinositol dephosphorylation
Cellular component (GO): plasma membrane; ruffle; cytoplasm
Molecular function (GO): phosphatidylinositol-4,5-bisphosphate 5-phosphatase activity
Source: RefSeq, a predicted model, not a curated record